Messenger RNA from Eriocheir sinensis (Chinese mitten crab), 4515 nucleotides. RefSeq names its product ecdysone-induced protein 74EF-like. Gene Ontology annotation, molecular function: DNA-binding transcription factor activity, RNA polymerase II-specific; sequence-specific DNA binding. Bases 535 to 2022 code for a protein of 495 amino acids. Gene Ontology annotation, biological process: cell differentiation; regulation of transcription by RNA polymerase II. The record is from RefSeq and is a predicted model, not a curated record. The transcript is spliced from 7 exons. Lineage: Eukaryota; Metazoa; Arthropoda; Malacostraca; Decapoda; Varunidae. Gene Ontology annotation, cellular component: nucleus.
UGGGUGGGUGGCGGCGGCGGCGUGGCGAGAGGUGGUGGUGGUGGCGUUGGUUGAGAGUGAGUGGCGUGAGUCAGUGUGGAUGUGACCCUCGUGGUGUGUGGAGGUCUGUCAGCGCGCUCUCUGCCGCCACCUGCUGCUCCCACUGCUGUUACCGCCGCUGCCACCGCCGUAGCUGCACCACCAUCACGCGCUCACACAACUCUCUCCUUCGCCUCCUGCCUUGGAAUACACACGUGGAGGAAAGUCGUGCACACAGAUCAGCGGAGUGCUCUCGUUUUCUCAGAUUUACUGAGUGAGGACUUAGCGUGUCGGACGCCCACCUCCUACUGCUGGAGUUGUACCUCGACCUCGCGGGUGUUGGAGGGUCAGUGAUUGGUUACUAGUGAUUUCCUUUGAAGGGCGAGUGCCAGGUAAUACCAUGGCGGAGAGUGUCUGAAGGAGUGCGGGCCGCCAGUUCUGCUCCUCCCGCUGCUCCAGGCUCACGCACUUGUUGCUCCGAGUGUGUGGUGCCCAAGGAAGACCUGAGCCGCAAUCAUGGUGCUGCAGAACCCACGCCACGCCUCCUCGGAGAUCCUGGAGUACGAUGAGGCGCCCCUUGAUCUCAGCAUCUCUAACCGAACCCGGUGCCCCUCCCCGCCCCGGAGCCCCGACUACUAUCGGGAGUCCCUCAGCCCUGACUAUCAGGACUACCGGGACACCAGCAGCCCUCAUGACUCCGACGACUCGGACUCUCAGCGGGCGUCCCACAACUCAGCAAAAGCGUACAAAAAGGCCAUGAUGAGAAGAUACCUGAGUAAUGACGGUGGACGUGUCGUGCCUCCCCACCACCACCACCACCAUCACCACAACGAGUCCAGCCUUCACCACCACCACCACCACCACCUCAAUGGCGGAGUGGACAGGUCGAGGGAUCAGAUGCUUCAAGACCUCCUCUCCCCUACCCACGGGAUGCCGGCCCUUCACAGUGACCCCAACGGCCCCCCUCCCUCCUCCACUGCCUCCGCCACCACCGUCUCCAGUAACAUGUACAGCAACUACCCGCCUCACCCCGCUGCCCACGCUGGCCACCGCACAGCCUACUCGGCCACGCAACCCAACACGUCUGUGGGUGGGUCGCUGCCUCCCUCCCCGGCGGACUCAGGCGUGUCCGACGUGGACUCCUCGAGCGGCCACGCCAGCAAUGACGAGUCCAAGACCAGACUACACCUCACAGUGUGUGGGUCGCGGACGCCGGAAUCUCCUACGUCAGGCAUGGAGGCGGGCGGUCCUCUCCCACCCUUCCACCCGAAAUACUCGCCCCAGCCUCUCCACAUGCAGUCACCGUCUCUCCCGCCCCACACGCCCACCUUCCCUCGGCCUCAAGAUUCCCAGGUGAUGGGCUAUGGCGGCCUUGGUAUGUCUGGGUACAUGGACACCGGGUCUCCAGGAGAUGUUGGUGCGGGGGCUUACGGCGUCACCUCCCCACACUACCCUGGCCACCCGUCAGGUCUCGCCUCCCCCCUCCUGGGCCCCUCGUCUUCAUCACACCUCACUCAUAUGUUGUCAUCGUGCAUGGGAGCGGCGCCGUCCACAGCUUCUCCCUCCUCCUCCUCUUCAGCUGAAGACUUCUUCCUGGGUGACAUGGGCUUCCCUCCCAGGAUGAAGAAGAAGGGACGCAAACCCAAGCCACCUGACGCUAACGGCCAACAGCAGCCUGGCAUGAAGAGGAAAAGUAGAGAAGGCUCAACAACCUACCUAUGGGAGUUCCUGCUGAAGUUGUUGCAAGACAAGGAGUGCUGCCCCAAGUACAUCAAGUGGACCAACAGGGAGAAGGGAGUGUUCAAGCUGGUCGAUUCCAAGGCUGUGUCCCGGUUGUGGGGGCUGCACAAGAACAAGCCGGACAUGAACUACGAAACCAUGGGCCGCGCCUUAAGAUACUACUACCAGCGCGGCAUCCUGGCCAAGGUGGACGGCCAGCGCCUCGUGUACCAGUUUGUUGAUGUUCCAAAGGACAUCAUUGAAAUCGACUGUACAGGAGCAUAAGGGCAUUGUGGACCACCCUCUGCUCUAUACUUCUAGGCAAACAGAGGAUGUACAACAGCUACAAGAGUGAGAGGCCUCGGCCUUGUCCAGUGCAAGUCUCCUGGAGAACAAUCGUAGUGUAGGUCCUCGUGACUCACUGGCAGGCAGCUGUCUGACACCAGUAGUGCUGGCGGGAAGUCCUGCCAUACAACAAAACACAUUUUUUUUUCAACAAUAACUUGAUAUUUUCAAGAAUCUGUAAAAUAAUAGUAAUAUCUUAAAAGGAACUCUAUCCUGAGACUCCUCUUCAUUUCAUUUUGUAUAUAUUGCCUCCAAUUUCAGUGUAAUGACUAUCACUCACUUUGAGUCUGUAAAUAGAGUAUAAAUAAGAAUAAGGACAAUUAUUUUAUUACAUGCGCCUCUAGAUGAAGUGGCAAAACUCUGUGUCGAACACUGUGAGGCCCAACCUCCUCUUACCCCAUCCAGAAUGUGAUACUCAGCAGCCCUGGAUGCUGACCUAGGCUUGCGGGCUGCACCGUGCAGGCUGUAGUGAACAAUCUUCAGUCAUGCCUCUCUCUGAGACAUUUCCUGAGCCUGCUGGACUAAGGCCUUUCAGAGCCACUUAACCUUGCUAGGGCAUCAUGGUUACCUGUACCCUGAUAGGUAGCCUGAACUGGGACAUGUUUGCAAUGGAAUCACAAAGAAAUGUACAGUUAAUUUAAAUAGUUCUUAAGUGAUAGUAAUAUGCAGGGGCUCAUACCAUCCGGUCAAACUGUCCAGCCAAGCCAGGUGGUGUCUCAGGGCUCGUGGUCUGAGUCCUUAAGUCAGUCCGUAGGUCCCCAGUGUCCUGUUAGUGGCUCAAUCGAGUUUAGUUCAUGUAAGUUGCAGACUUUUCUCGGGAGGAUACUAGCGGACAGUGCCUUGCAGCUUUGCCAGUCCGUAAUGAGCCGCUUCUUUACAAAACACAGCUAAUGCCAUUACAUCCCAAAAUCUGACAUAUUAGUGAUUGGCCUUAUACCUCACCUGAUGUGUGGGUGACUCUUGUGAUAUCAAAGUGUUGUGCAAAAGUAAACAUAACUUAUCUGGACAUAGGAAGGGAAAUAGUCCAUGAUAAUUGGUGCUCAAUUUGAAGCUGUUUCACUGCUUUGUAAGAGAAAAGAAAGCCAUAUCAUAUAUUUUGAAUAUAUUUAAUACUUUAAAAUUUGUACUCUAUUUUUCAAUCAAUUGAGAAGUUGUUCGAUAUGUAGCUGAUGCUUGCUCUUAAUGUGUGACAAAACAGGCGAGAGGUCUUGAACAUGGGAUCUGGAAAGGUGACCGCAGCGGUGCAGAUCAAACUACAGGACUCACGGGCCCCCUCUGUAACAUAGACUCUCUUUAGGACUAUUUAUUUAUUGAAUACUUAAUAUUUUACAAGUUGUUAAAUUGUUAUAUAAGUUGAAUGUUUUGAUAUGAGAAUGGGAAACCACUAAGGUGUACUGUAAGUUCAUUUGUGGUGUUGUGUUUCUAAAUGUAUUAAUAUUCACCAGCUAUGUUCUGUCUAUUAACAGCGGACCAACCUAUUUUUUGUCCUAAAUUGUCAUUUUUAUGGAAUAGGUUUACAUAUCAUAUUGGUUGUACGUUAAAUCAUUCCUUUUUGUAGAAACCCAUUUUGAGUGAAUUGUUCUCCUGCCCCCUGACUCGAGAAGUAAGAGACCAUAAGAUGUCCUACAGAACCUAUCUAACAAGAUCCCAUCCUUCCUACACAAAGAUGUUACAAGGCUGUCAUUCUUUUCAAUACUUAGAUGAUAGCACAGCAUCAUCUUUUCACUCGAGAUACUCACUCAUCUGGAGGUCUGGAGCACUUCCUGUGUCUUUGCCUUCUCAUUCAUCUCUCCUCUGAACCCCCUCAGCCACUCCUUCCCCAAGGUUCUCACAGUGCUGCUCUGCUCACAUGCUCUUCCAUGGGGUGUCAGUGAUCUUUUCUCUCUUGCUUUUCCUACUUUGUGGGCCAUGAAAGUCCUUGCCCCACCAAUGAUCCCUGGCCACCUGGCCCUCCAGCAUCUCCUUGGCUCAUUAGCCAGUGUGGAGCAAUGUAUUGUCCGUGUGAAGGUCCUGGUGUACCCUUGAGAGUUGGCUUCUGUAAGUACAAAGUGUGGCGGUGGCUCGUGGCACCCACGGCUGUCUCUUGUCCUCACCCUCUGACUUCUUAACAGGUUUUCUGACUGGCUACACAAUUUUUCUAGCCAAUUGGAACACAUGUUGUAUUAGUAAUCAUAUUGUUUUGGGAGACAUAUUGCCAUGUAAUGAUUGGCAAAUGCCCUGGAUCAUGUUGCCUUAAGGCAAGUGACACCUCAGGGUAGGAGGGAGGAGCCUCCCCAGCAACCGGUGGCCCGGGCUGCGGGGAGGGUGCCUCGGCCCCGCUGCUGUACAGUCGUGUUGACGGCCUUGACUAAGGUCGGCAGCUUUUUAAGUGUUCUCACUACACAUUGUAUCAACACUACCAUUUCUAAGGUGUAAAAUAAAGCAAUGGAUAUA